Molecule: messenger RNA, 2469 nt
Organism: Podarcis raffonei (Aeolian wall lizard)
Lineage: Eukaryota; Metazoa; Chordata; Lepidosauria; Squamata; Lacertidae
Gene: MFAP3L
Product: microfibril associated protein 3 like
Exons: 3
Coding region: 1095-2252 (385 amino acids)
Source: RefSeq, a predicted model, not a curated record
AUUCUCCCUCCCCUACUCAUACUAGAUUGCUCCGCCCAUUGAUAGUAGCCAAAGGAUAUUCCAAGUUGUGCUCUUUAAAAGAAAAUGAUGGUGUCACCUUCUGGUUUCAAGACCUGUUGUUACGAUCCAUAUUCUGAAGGCAUUUACAAGUCAAAGAAAGAUUUUGCUGGGGCCAUGCACAAAGAACAAAACUAAGAUAGCUUGGCUAAUUUCAUUGGUACUUGCUACUCCGCAAGUGAGCAGAUAGCUAGAGAGGUGGAGGAUGUUGGCUUUUUGCACAUUUUCUAUUCUCAAGGAGAGUCCAUAUUCAAAGUUCAAUACUUUAUAAAUUGGGAAAUUAUUAUUAGUCAUGAUGGUAGCACUAAUAAUUAAUUCACAAAUCGCCUUUUACAGAUCUGUCUCAAGGUGAUUUGCAAACAUAUAAAAACCGCAAACAUAUGUUUAAAAACAAUACAAAGAACAACUGCAAAUAGGGUUUGAAAUGCAUAACAUAAGACAGAGACCUUUUCAUUUGGCUGGAAAAACUUGUCGAAAUGCAACUCCUCUGCCAAUUAUUGCAAUCAUUCAUUGCUUUUCAAUUGCUGCAUGGAAUGUGGCUGUGCAAGUAUCAUAAGCACUUAUGCACAGUGCCUGUGGCAUUGCUUGUGAAAAGCAAACACAGCCUUCUUCCUGUUCCCAUGCCACUUUUACUUAAUGGUUAAAAAUGUUCUUGCUGCUUGUAGGUCCUCCCUUGUGCUGUUUCGUAAUUAUGCAGCUCUCUGAUACUUGUGUUUUAAGGGUGCUUCCAGACUGGGUGUGUGUUGUAUGUUUGGUGUUCCUCAGUUUAUUUGCUUCUAAAGAAGGCUAACAGCAGCUUGGUUUUCCCCACAGCUAGGCUAUACCCCGUCCUGCAGAGAUUCAAAUCCCUGCUGAUAAGGAAAUGCAGUAUCACAUGAAGGCUGCAAUCCCAAUCCCACUUUCUUGAGAGGUAUUAUUUUCUUGGCUCUUAAAAUUUCAUGGAUAGAGGUUAAUAUUACCCGUGGCUUCUUCAGGACAGCGCACUACACGAUUCCUGGCCCAUCCUUAAGUCUGCUCUGCAGUGCACAAGAAGACAGAUGAACAUGUUCAGCUGCCACCUCCUUUUGUACUAUUGGACUACUGUACACCUUUCCAUCUUGCUAGCAGUCUUGACAGCUGCUGAAGAUGUCACGAACAGCACUUUAAACCACACUCAUAUGCUCUUAGGAUCCUUGCCUGUGGUCGUCUCCAGAGUUGAUCACAUUAUAGUCAAAGAAGGUUACAGUGCCUUGAUUGACUGCAACGUUCAAGGUAAUCCGGGGCCAGAGUACAAGUGGUACAACUCCAAUGGCCAUUUGCUGAAGGAAGAUGGGAAUACAGCAGGGAAAUGGAUUUUUGACAACGGGCAAUUGAACAUUACUAGUGUGUCAUUUGAGGAUCGAGGAAAAUACAUGUGUGUCGCUUCUAACAUCUAUGGCCAAGCGAAUAACACAGUGACUCUGAGGGUUGUCUUUACCUCUGGAGAUAUGGGGGUCUACUACAUGAUUGUAUGUCUUGUAGCAUUUACCAUUGUCUUGAUCUUAAACAUCACUCGGCUGUGCAUGAUGAGCAGCCACCUAAAGAAGACUGAGAAAGCGAUCAAUGAUUUCUUUCGGACGGAAGGGGCAGAAAAGCUGCAGAAGGCUUUUGAGAUUGCGAAACGCAUCCCAAUCAUCACAUCGGCAAAGACCCUUGAACUUGCCAAAGUCACGCAGUUCAAGACCAUGGAGUUUGCCCGCUACAUUGAAGAGCUGGCUAGGAGUGUCCCGCUGCCCCCUCUCAUCAUGAACUGCAAGACUAUCAUGGGAGAAAUCAUGGAGGUGGUGGGGCUAGAGGAGCAGGGCCCUAACUCUGUCAGGCAGUCAGCUGUAGGACAAGAGACUGCUGAGACGGAAGAGAUGUACAUGAUUCCCAACUCCCUAAAGCGUAGCAAUUCUUUCACCGCUGACUCAGAUGCUUCCUCUCUGCACGAACCACCACUGAAGAUUGCGAUAAAAGUGUCGGUCCACCCGUUGGCUAAAAAGGACUGGGUGGAUGACCAGUCACACGGCAGUAUACAAUUGGAAAUUAAAAAGGAGAAGGAAGAGGAGGAAAUUGUCGAAGCGCCAGAAGAACCUUCUGAGCCGGCCUCAGAGCCUUCCAGUGAACCAAACCCUCCUGAGACAACUCUGGGAAGCAACAUGGACACAUGCACUGUUUACGAAAGCCAUGUAUGACACAAUCUUCAAAUCUAUGCAUAGCAAGAAUAUUAGGUGGAGCCCUCUUUAAAAACAAAAACAAAAAGGAUAAUGUUUUUGCCAAUAAGCCUUACCUAAAGACUAUCAUAGCAAAAGCCUGCAUGUAUGGAUUACUGGGGCCUUUCUUCCUGAGGGUCGAACCAGACAUUACGGCUGAAUACACGCCAUACAUUUAAAGCGCAUCUCCCCCGCCCCC